Molecule: messenger RNA, 5130 nt
Organism: Rana temporaria (common frog)
Lineage: Eukaryota; Metazoa; Chordata; Amphibia; Anura; Ranidae
Gene: ACCS
Product: 1-aminocyclopropane-1-carboxylate synthase homolog (inactive)
Exons: 15
Coding region: 2301-4871 (856 amino acids)
Biological process (GO): amino acid metabolic process; biosynthetic process
Molecular function (GO): pyridoxal phosphate binding; transaminase activity
Source: RefSeq, a predicted model, not a curated record
AUACUUCAUUGUGUUGUCAUUGUUCUACAGAACCCAUUGUCUCCCCAAAUACACAACUAACUUUUUAUAUAUUAAUAUAGUUCUGAGCAUUCCGAAGACAUUCCAAUAAUCCAGAUUUUGGCCACGAAAAAACGGUCACCUUUGGCCAACUCAAGAUUGAGGACUCGAAGAUUGCUUUAAAACCUUUGGGAUUGUUGGCUCUGCUUCCAUUAUCAACGUAGGAACUCUUAUUUUGUUGAGAAAUGAAAGACAUUUCAUUGAGCUGAUCCUAAGUUCUGGGUUGAAGGUCAAGCCACUGGGACGGCCAUCUUGGUCUACAAGUUGUGGAACAUCUUCCAGUUUUUUUCGAGAGCCUUUAGGAUCGUUGGCUCUGCUUCAUCUACUCCCUUCAGCCAUCUUGGUCUACAAGUUGUGGAACGUCUUCCAGUUUUUUUUUUCGAGAGCCUUUAGGAUCGUUGGCUCUGCUUCAUUUACUCCCUUCAGAACUUUUAUUUUGUUGAGAAAUGAAAGACAUUUCAUUGAGCUGAUCCUAAAAUCUGGGUUGAAGGUCAAGCCACUGGGACGGCCAUCUUGGUCUACAAGUUGUGGAAUGUCUUCCAGGUUUUUUUUCGAGAGCCUUUAGGAUCGUUGGCUCUGCUUCGUUUACUCCCUUCAGAACUCUUAUUUUGUUGAGAAAUGAAAGACAUUUCAUUGAGCUGAUCCUAAGAUCUGGGUUGAAGGUCAAGCCACUGGGACAGCCAUCUUGGUCUACAAGUUGUGGAACAUCUUCCAGUUUUUUUUUCGAGAGCCUUUAGGAUCGUUGGCUCUGCUUCGUUUACUCCCUUCAGAACUCUUAUUUUGUUGAGAAAUUAAAGACAUUUCAUUGAGCUGAUCCUAAGUUCUGGGUUGAAGGUCAAGCCACUGGGACGGCCAUCUUGGUCUACAAGUUGUGGAAGGUCUUCAAGGUUUUUUAUUGGCUCUGCUUCCUUUAUUCACUUAGGAAUUCUCAUUUUAUUUUAGAAGUGAAAGACAUUUAAUUGAGCUCGUCCUAAGAUCUGGGUUGAAGGUCAAGUCACUAGAACGGCCACCUUGGUCUACAAGGUGUGGAAGGUCUUCAAGGUUUUUCAUUGGCUCUGCUUCCUUUAUUCAGUUCGGAACUCUCAUUUUGUUAAGAAGCGAAAUACGUUUUACUAAGCUCGUCGUAAGAUCUGGGUUCAAGGUCAAGUCACUAGAACGGCCACCUUGGUCUACAAGUUGUGGAACGUCUUCCAGGUUUUUUUCGAGAGCCUUUAGGAUCGUUGGCUCUGCUUCAUUUACUCCCUUCAGAACUUUUAUUUUGUUGAGAAAUGAAAGACUUUUCAUUGAGCUAAUCCUAAGAUCUGGGUUGAAGGUCAAGCCACUGGGACGGCCAUCUUGGUCUACAAGUUGUGGAAGGUCGUCAAGGUUUUUCAUUGGCUCUGCUUCCUUUAUUCACUUAGGAAUUCUCAUUUUAUUUUAGAAGCGAAAGACAUUUAAUUGAGCUCUUCGUAAGAUCUGGGUUCAAGGUCAAGUCACUAGAACGGCCACCUUGGUCUACAAGUUGUGGAACGUCUUCCAUGUUUUUUUCGAGAGCCUUUAGGAUCAUUGUCUCCUUCAUUUACUCCCUUCAGAACUUUUAUUUUGUUGAGAAAUUAAAGACAUUUCAUUGAGCUGAUCCUAAGUUCUGGGUUGAAGGUCAAGCCACUAGAAUGGUCACCUUGGUCUACAAGUUGUGGAAGGACUUAUUUUCAAAGAUUCUUUAGGAUCGUUGGCGUUCUUCCUUUAUUCCCUUUGGAACGCUAUAUUUUUUUGAGAACUUUAAAGACAUUUCGUUUCAAUAUUUAGGUUUAGGGUGAGGCCAAUUGUGGAAGGUCUUUGAGGUUGCCUUAUAUUUUUUGGGUUCCUUCCUUUGCUCACUUCGGAACUCCUCCUAUUGUUGAGAAUUUUGAAAUCUAUUUUUAACAAGUUGGCCGUAAUAUCUGAGAUUGGGCCAAGCCACUGGGACGGUCACCUUGGUCUUCAAGGUGUGGUAGGCCUUUGAGAUUUCCUUCGACCCUUUAGGACCAUUGGCCCUUCUUUCUUUAUUCAAUUCAAAACUCCUGUUGGGUAAGUCCAGUUGGAAUUACAGAAGGCGCCACUUGACCUUUUUAAAAGUCGGAGAAAGAAAACGCUAAGGAAUGUUGCUUGACUUUUUGGUGGAUCCGGGGUUCUGAAGUUUAGAAAAGCCUCUUUGACUGUGGUGGUCACUCCUCGUUCCUUUCCAAGUUCUAUCUCGCUGUUCCACAUUUCCUUCUCUUUUGGGUAUGGAUUUCCGAGGGAAGAAAUAUGAGCGAGGGAGUAACUGGUCAGACCCAGAGGUGGUGGAACUUCUACAGCUAUGGGGAAAUGAGUCAGUGCAGAUGGAACUGGAGAGCUGUCUUCGGAAUCAGCACGUCUUCAACCGGAUUGCCGAUGCCUUGAGGGAUAAAGGGAUCCACAGGACUGGAGACCAGUGCCGAGAGAAGAUCAAGAAGAUGAAGCUGGAGUAUCGGAGGCUGAAGGACAAUAGCAAGACCCUGCGAGGUGGAAGAGCGUGGAAGUUUUACGAAGUGAUGGACAGGGUGUUGACUCACCGUUCAACCCUUUCUUAUGGGUCUCUAGGACCCGGGGGGAUCUUGAACCAGCACGUGCUCCAGAAUUCCCUCUCUGAUGGGUUCCAUGGUCCGUUCACUCAGUAUGGUCAUUCUCAGACACACCCAGAAAUGAUGGAGAUCAAAUGUGAGGAUGUGCAGUCUGAUGAACAGUGUCUGAGUCCGGAACCCCCCUCGAUGACGUAUAUACAUGAUUCCGGGGGAGAGCAGGAAGACGAUGAACAAGGCAUGCUGGAUAGGGGAGGCCAAGACUCGCCCAUAUCGAGAGUGGAGGUCACUGCCGAGGUCAGCGUAUCCCCCUCAGGUUUUAGCGAAUCCAAUAUGGCGGGCUCCUCGGGUCAGAGCGCUCACCCGCAGUUCUGGAGGAAAAGGAAACCCCUGGAGCCCCUGGAGGACCUCGUGGCUCAGAUGCUAUUGGCCCAGCGAGCGUCAGAAGAACGUUUCCUCCAGCUGGAGGAGCGGAGGAUGGUUCAGGAGCAGGAGGCCGAGGAACGGAGGCUUCGCCUGGAGGAGCGGAGGCUGCAGCUGGACCGUCAGCACGAGCUGCGCAUGUUCACCGUCUUCGCCCAGAUGCUGGGCAUGAUCCGGCAAGGCGGAGAAGAGUCCAUACCGGUGCCGCCGCCAUCCAAUUCUGCCUUUCCACCAGAGGGCGACCUUCUGAAGAGGAGACCCUCCACAAGCAAGGUCCAGGAGCCGGAAGUAGGAGAUCUGUACAAUUGUAAGCAGUACUGCAGCCCCUUCCUGUCCGGUCGGGGGAACCUCCUGUCCGGGUUCCGGGGUUCCUCGGAGGAGGGGUACCGAGCUUAUCAUAAAGACAAGUAUGACGAGGACAAGAACCCCAAUGGCAUCAUCAACUUCGGCACCAGUGAGAACAAACUCUGCUUCGACCUGAUGUCUAAACGGCUGACCCAAAGUGACAUGAAUGUGGUUGAGCCUCCCCUGCUGCAGUACCCAGACUGGAAGGGCCAUGGAUUUUUAAGAGAAGAAGUGGCUCGUUUUUUUACUUAUUACUGUAAAUCCCCCAUUCCUUUAAAUUCCGAAAACGUUGUCAUAUUGAACGGCUGUGGCUCCUUGUUCUCCUCUCUGGCGGCUGUCCUCUGCGAUGCCGGAGAUUCCAUUCUCAUCGCCACCCCGUUCUAUGGAGGAAUCACGCAAAGUAUUUUCCUGUACAGCGGGAUUCGCUUGGCCUAUGUGCACCUGACGAGCAAGGUAACAUCUCCGGAGACUCGACCUUUCCAACUCACUGUGCAGAAGUUGGAGACGGCGCUGCAGACGGCCAGAGAGGAGGGCACCACCGUGAAGGCGCUUAUCCUGAUAAAUCCCCACAAUCCUCUGGGAGACGUCUACUCCGCUUCUGAAAUGUUGGACUUCCUGGAGUUCGCCAAAAGGCACUCCCUGCACGUCAUAGUAGAUGAGAUUUAUAUGCUGUCAGUUUUUGAUGAAUCGUCAACAUUCCACAGCGUCCUGAGCUUUGAUAAGCUUCCUGACCCUCAAAGGACCCAUGUGAUGUGGGGGAUUAGUAAGGACUUUGCUGUCUCCGGGGUGCGCUUCGGCACCCUCUACUCUCAGAACCAAGAUGUCUGCAAUGGAGUGGCGUCUCUCUGCUACUUUCAUGGGGUCUGUGGACCUGUUCAGUACAAGAUGGCUCAGCUGCUUCGUGAUCGAGACUGGAUUAACCAGACCUAUUUGCGGGUCAACCACACUCGCUUGCGGGCCGCCCAGGACUUUGUGGCGGACGAACUCCGAGCUCUUCAUGUUCCCUUCCUAAACCGAGGAGCCGGAUUUUUCAUCUGGAUUGACUUUCGGAAGUAUCUGAGGGCUCCGACCUUCGAGGAAGAAGUCAUUUUGUGGCAGCAUUUUCUGGAUAACAAAGUUCUCCUGUCCUGCGGGAAAGCCUUCGAAUGUUGUGAGCCGGGAUGGUUUCGAGUCAUCUUCUCAGACAAGACUCACCGACUGCAGCUAGGAAUGCAGCGGAUCCGGCAGGUCCUAGAAUUGAGGGAGAAGGAGCUUCAGCUGGCGCAGAGGAACCCGGCAGAAGAAGAGGGUAAGGCGGACAGCACCGACGAGGUCAUCUACGUCUCCAGCCACCGCGAACCCUCCGGCUCUAACCUGAGCGACCUCAUCGUCCAGCUCCAGCACCAGAUGCGCUCGUCGGAUUGGCUGCAGCAGAACACGGCGGAAAGCUUCGCCAAGCACAACCCGGAGGUCUUCCAGGUCUACAGCAACUACAAGGAGAAGAAGUGAACGGAAUCGCAGAGGGGGGGUCAUGUAUUUCCGGCUGAGGAUCCCUCGUUCUGACGUAAAACGCACAAGAUCUCGGUCACUGUACAGCGCUGUCCUCGCACUCUAUUGUACAUACAGACUGGUGGGCUGGCCCCACUAAUAUCAAUGACAUACAGCCAAAAGCCACAGGGAUUCGGGGCGCCCUCUGGGGCCAGAAUAGAAUAUGUAAAGCGCCGCGAUUUAGAUGUUCCCUCUUUUAUUAAAGUCCAUGUAAAGGAUA